Messenger RNA from Planococcus citri (citrus mealybug), 1520 nucleotides. Its product is annotated as twisted gastrulation protein homolog 1-B-like. Gene Ontology annotation, biological process: regulation of BMP signaling pathway. The transcript has 4 exons. Lineage: Eukaryota; Metazoa; Arthropoda; Insecta; Hemiptera; Pseudococcidae. Bases 153 to 866 code for a protein of 237 amino acids. The record is from RefSeq and is a predicted model, not a curated record.
AUUUUGAAUUUGAAUUGAUAAUUUUGAUAUUCGAUCAUGUUCGCAUUGAAAUUCCUCAAUUAAUUUAAUUUCUCAUCGAUCAAAUUUGUAUUUUCUAGGAAUCCAAGGAUCAAUAUUCUAGUUUACAUUGUAAUGUACCGAUAUACUUAAAGAUGUACUUACGAAUAUUAUUAUUUCUCCACAUAUGUGCGGUAUUUUACGUCGUCCAGUGGCCCAUCGCAGUGGACAGCUGUAAUGAAGCUGUCUGUGCUAGUAUAGUUAGUAAAUGUUUAAUUACUCAAGCUUGUAAAUGCGAUCUGAAAAACUGCUCGUGUUGUAAAGACUGUUUCAAUUGCCUGAACCAUCUCUGGAACGAAUGCUGCUCUUGCGUUGAAAUGUGCCCGAAACCCAACGUCACUAAAAGCGGUUUGAGUAAAAUGAGCCAUGUAGAAGAUCUACCCGACCCAAUUCCUACUCUAUUUCAUUCUUUGGUAGUAGAAAACGAUGAUAUGGAAAGAUGGUAUUCGUUGACAUUCCCCAUUGAUAUGAAUCCCGUCGCUUACAGACCGGAGAUAAAAAAAGAUCCAGCUACGAUGAUGCAAACCAACGAACAAGAGGUCGAUCCUACCAAAGAUAUCGUAACAUUUAAUUGCUCUGUAGCAUUUAUGGCUUCGUGCAUGCCUUGGAACAAAUGCCGAGCCUCGUGUCAGUCCAUGGGAGCUAAUAGUUAUCGCUGGUUUCAUGACGGAUGUUGCGAGUGCAUCGGAGAAAAAUGCCCGGAUUAUGGAAUCAACGAGAGCAAGUGUGCUCAGUGCCCAUCACCCGUAAUCGUUCUACCUGACGCCGAACUGGAUUUUGGUGAAGAUGAAUCGCCCGAUGGUUUAUAGCGAAACCGUUGACCGUUGAUCUGACUACGGUUGUGAAAAACAUCACGAUUUAUUAGUUCGAAAUCUAAACCAUCUCGUUUUACUCGUACCUGCGUAUCCGUUUAUUCCAAUUUUGAGAAACAUGAGUAUUAUUUUACGUAUUUUUUAUAUUAUUUUGUUCGGAUCGGAUCUUCUACAGAUAAGUAUCAAGAAGAUUCGAGAUUUUGUAUAGUGAUUAUCAUCGAACGGUUUUUGGUUCCGUUUUGGAUUUUAUUAUUAAUUGUGCCAUAAUUUCAUUUGUCUACUUAGGGGAAAAUUUUAUCAAAAUAAUGUGCCUUAUUUUUUAAUGUGAAAUUUCAUCUUUUUCGCGUGAAAUUUUCAUGCUAUCUACUCGUAUGUUGUCUUCCAUUUUGUGAUAGAUCUUCGAUUAGUAUUUUUAAUGAUUCCACUUACAAUUUUGCUCUUUUUAUUUUUGGUUGAUCGUUAACUUGUUUCUUUCGUGUUUUCUCAGCUUACCAGUAUUUUUCAUUCUUAUUUUUCUCAUGUGGUUUAUUGAAUUUGAUUAUUUUAUGUGUAAGUAGUGUGCCAUGACUAUCUUUGUACGUUCUCAUUUUGUAGAUGUUGAUUUAAGUAUAUCAUUUUUGGUAUAGUAAACAUACACGUUGGAAAAUGUUA